This is a messenger RNA of Lethenteron reissneri (Far Eastern brook lamprey), 2313 nucleotides long. RefSeq names its product eukaryotic translation initiation factor 2D (gene EIF2D). Gene Ontology annotation, molecular function: RNA binding; translation initiation factor activity. Lineage: Eukaryota; Metazoa; Chordata; Hyperoartia; Petromyzontiformes; Petromyzontidae. The record is from RefSeq and is a predicted model, not a curated record. Gene Ontology annotation, biological process: formation of translation preinitiation complex; translational initiation.
CCGUACAUUUGGCUGUGCAGAUGGGGCCCCGAGAGGCUGAUGUGGAGACGUUCGUUCACGUUUGGUUUUAACUUUUUAACUUUCGCCACUUUCAUCACAAUAACGACAACGCUGUUAUUCUCACUAAGCUAGUAACUAUUUCGCACACAGCGGCCGAAGCUCGUCAUGUUCGCCAAAGCGCUAAGAAUAAAGUCUAACACGGCCAUCAAGGGCUCUGAUCGGCGAAAGCUGCGUGCCGAUGUGGGCCGCGCACUUCCAUCGCUGUCGGCCGAGGAGCUAAGUGCCCUUGUGCCACAGAAGGAGGACAUGAGUGUGGUGCGGGCGUACGCGCACAAGGGCGACGUUGUCACCAUCUACCUGCUCAACUCCAACCCCGUCUUCUUCGAAUGGGAGAAGCGCCUCUUUCCCACGGUUUACACCCUGUGGAAUCUCCCAGACAUGAUGCCAGUCUUCACUACAUGGCCUCCUGUGUUGGACAGGCUGCUUGGCGGAGCAGACCUCAUGCUGCCAGGCCUGGUGGCGCCCCCUGACGGCCUGCCGGACCUACGGGAGGGACAAAUGUGCGCCAUCAACCUCACCAACAGCAGGGCUCCCAUCGGGGUUGGCGUGACGGCGAUGUCCACCGCUCAGAUGGUCGCCGCGGCAAUGAAGGGCCGAGGGAUCAUCGUGCUUCACACCUACCUCGACCACCUCUGGGCAUUCGGAGACAAAUCCCAUCCUCCGCUCAUCCCACACCGCUGCGCACUCGACCCCGACGAACGGCAGCGGGGAGGGCCAGCUUCGGCGGAAUCCGAAAGCCGAGCCAUUGGGUCGGAGGCCGGAGCGUCGGAGCUCGCAGCCGAGGGCCCCGAGACCGGGGGCGACGGAGAUACGGUGCCGCCGACGGGAUCGCCGCCCGACCUGGGCGACGUGCAGCGGCUGAGCCUGGAGGACGAGGAGUCGUCGCCAGGAGCCCAGGCCGACGACGGAGCGGUCGCGAAAAUGACGCCAGCGGAGAUGGAUGAGCUUCUGCUGCUGUGCUGCCUCCGAGCGAUCAAAUGCUGCCUUAAGAAGUCCGACUUGCCUUUGCUCACUAGCACCUUCUUCAGCGUCCACCUCAUCCCCUGCUGUCCCAACGGAAAGAGGAUAGACAUGAAGAAAUCCAGCUACAAGAAGCUGUCUAAGUUUCUGCAGAGCAUGCAGCAGAGGGGUCUCCUGCAGGUCAAGGAGUCCUCAAAGGGAGUGGAGAACAUCGUGAACAUCGACUGGAAGCACCAGGAGCUGCGAUCGCUCCCCAACUCGGAGGACCCCCCGGACGGCGCCGUGGCGGAGGAGGAGGAGGAGGGGGUGGGGGCGUACGGGGAGACGCUGUACCGCGCGCCCGACAUUGCCGCCCUGUACGGGGUGUCCACGCGCGUCCUGGGACUCUUCCAGCCGGCGGGCCACAAGAAAGGAGACAUCCUCGGCGCAAACGACGUCCGAAAUGUCCUCACGAACUACGUCAGGGAAAACGACCUCGCCGACAAGCAGGAGGGGGUGGUGACCGUGAACCCUGUGCUGUGUGACUCUCUGCUGGACAAGCAAGAGCAGUACACCAUCAGCAGCCUCCGCUGGGACGACCUCAUGAACAGGUGCCUGGAGAAAAUGCAGCCCUACCACCAGCUGCUCUUCCCAGGGCGGCCGCCGGUCGUUCGCAAGGGAAACGUCGAGCCCAUCGACAUCCAUGUGGCGCAGAGAGGCGGCAACAAGAAGGUGACGACCAUCAAGAACUUGGAGGCAUUUGGGCUGGACCCACAGGUCUUGGCUCACACGCUGCAGAUUCGCGUCCAGGCGAGCGUGACCCUCACCCCGCUGCCCGGCUCCAAGGACAAGGUGAUCGUGCAGGUGCAGGGCAACCAGGUCUCCCACCUCGCCCGUCUGCUCGUAGAUGAAUUCGGCAUCCCUCGACGGUUCAUCUGUGGUCUGGAAAAGGCUCCAAAAACAGGAAAGAAGAAAUGAAUGAACGAAUGGAUAAACGACUGCAUGACAGACAAAUAAAAUAAAUUGGCAAAUGGAUGAAACUUGUUGGCUUCUCAGUGGUUCAUUAGCAAGUUACAAAAACAAAGAGUGAAAUCAGUAAAAUUAGCCAAAUGACCAAGCAUUGAUGACUGCAGUGUAUGGGAUCAUGUGCAUCCAUUGCAUGCAAACAUAUGGACAUCAAAACAUCGAUUUUUACACACGUGUAUCGUGAUCUUGGAAAAGCGAUAUUUAUUGACGAAUUGAUACGUUGUGCCGAACCUCCGCGCGACCUCAGUGUGUGAAGAUAAAACUAUUAAAGUGUUCGCCGUUGAUCGA